Messenger RNA from Durusdinium trenchii, 2454 nucleotides. The record is from the annotation of a GenBank genome assembly. Lineage: Eukaryota; Dinophyceae; Suessiales; Symbiodiniaceae.
UGUUGCACCGCAUUUUUUAGUUGGACACUAUUGGUCCUUGGUCGGACCGUGACCGCAAUGCGAUGGCAAAGUUGCGCUCUUGUGCGCCCUUCAGGAAUGCAUGGCCUGCCUUUCCCCUUCAGGGGCAACCGAUCGUUGCAGGUCUGUCAGGCAGAAACCAAUGCAGGCUUUUGCGGCAUCUCAUGGCCCCUCCGGAGUUGUUGGAGAUCGCGAAGCACCGAUGCUUCAAGGGGACCUUGUACCGCUUCGAGCACAUCAGCCCGGUCUUGGGCGAUUGCACCAUGAAACUCUCAACCUUCGUGCCCAGCGGCAAAGGCAAGUUUCCAGGUGUGAUUUGGCUGAGCGGGCUCACCUGCACUGAUGAGUCGUUAGCCCAACGUGCAAGCAGUGCUCUGGAAUUUGCACAGGAGCUUCAGUUGAUUUUGAUCAUGCCAGACACUUCACCUCGAGGGGAGGGUGUUCCAGAUGAAGAUCCGAAGGCCUUUGAUGUAGGCAUCGGGGCAAGCUUCUACGUGAAUGCUACCACCGAGAAGUACAAGAAGCACUACCAAAUGCUGGACUACAUCACCCAAGAGCUGCCCUCGAUGGUCGCAGCCAAGCUUCCGCUGUUGCAGAGUCGGCUUGGCAUCAUGGGCCACAGCAUGGGUGGGCAUGGGGCGCUUGUGGCUGCCUUGAGAUAUCCAGAGCUUUACCGCUCAGUCUCUGCCUUCGCGCCUAUUGUCCAUCCGACUGAAUCUCCUUGGGGUCAGAAAGCUUUCAGCCUUUAUUUGGGUGAGGAUCACAAAGCUUGGGCGGCCUAUGACACUCUGGAGCUGCUCAAGCGCUACAAGGGCCCCCCCAAGCGGCUUUUGGUGGAUCAAGGCCUGGCGGAUCCCUUUCUGUCGGAGCAGUUGAAGCCCGGGCUGCUGAAGGCGUUGUGCGACGAGAAGGGACUGGCCUUGACCCUGCGAAACCAGCAGGACUACGACCACUCCUACUACUUUAUUUCCAGUUUCAUCCAGGACCACCUGAAAUACCACGCCUCCUUUCUCACGGGAGUGCUGAAAUGGUGCCCCGAUCCUGAGCAUCCACUAGCUGCCUCCGUGUACUCGGUGGAUCCAGCGCUGGAUGAAUCUCUGGAAGAUGAGACCUUGGAGGAGGUCAAAGAUGAGGUUGACACUUCGGCCGAGAAAGUGGCUGAGCAACCGAGCGAAGAGCCUGCGCCAGAUGAAGUGGAGAAAGCUGCUUCCAAGGCUGGGAAUCCGGAGAGCAGUCACCUGGAGGUGCUCGACGGCGUUCCAAGGGAAAUCGAAUGCCUGGCAGCGGUUUGCUUCGAGGAGCCCUCCCUGAAGCUGGUGAAGAUCCAGGUGUCGCCCCCAGGCCCGGGCGAAGUGCGGCUGCGCAUCGUGGCUGCAGCGCCCAGCUUGGUGGACGUAGCCGCGCUGAAGGAGCGGAGUUUCCCUCGAAUCCUGGGCGUUGAAGCCGCUGCGGUGGUGGAAGAUGUAGGUGAAGGUGUUGAGGAGUUCCAGCCCGGUGACCAUGUGAUUCCCUGCUUUUAUGCCAACUGCGGGCGCUGCAGCAGGAUACCAACUUGCAAGAUGACUUCUUGCAGCUCGCAGGACAACUUCUGCGAAUCCAUCCAGCGCUUUGCCAGUCGUGGACUCAUGCGGGAUGAGACCACCCGCUUCUCCUACGGCAGCACUGAGAUCUUCCACUUCCAGGGAUGCAGUGCCUUCAGUGAGUACACUGUGGUACAUGCGCAGUCCCUAGUGAAGAUCCGGAAGGACGCGCCGCUGGAGGUGGCUUGCCUUUUGGGUGGCGGAGUGGCGGCUGCCCUUGGCAUGGUCUGGCGGGUGGCCGCACUGCCCUACGGCUGCCCGGUGGGAGCGGUCUUCGGGCUCCAGGCAGAGGGCCUGGCGGCCCUGCGAGCGUUGCAGAUGGCCAAAGCGGGGAGGAUUUUCGCUGUGGAUCCUGAUCCUUCAAGGCUCGAACUUGCCAAGAAGUGGGGUGCUACCGACCUCAUCAACCCAUACUCUCUUCCAGAGGGAAGUAGCAUCAAGGAGGAGAUCCUAAAGCGUGCAGAGGCCCCCGCAGAUGUGGCCUUCGACACCUUGGGCUACGAGGCCACGCUGCAGCAGGCGCUGGCGCCAUGGGCGCCGAGCUACGCUUUGGUCUCAUCGGCAUCCAGUGCGGUCCAUGUCACUGGCGGCCUGGCGGGUCGUGGCAUCCCCUUCGGGGGCUGGAGGCCAAAGCUUCAUGUGCCACUGCUUGUCGACUUGUUUAUGGCUGGGGAGUUGAAGCUUCGCGACUUUAUCAGCCACACUGCGUCCUUCGCGGAGAUUAAUGAAGUUUUAGAUUCCUACCACGAGCCAGACCGGAUUCGGACGGUUCUUCGCUUCUGACCAAUACCUGCUUCCGAGACUGCGCUGGUCUCGAAGUGUCAGAGCCCAGUCGUGUCUGUGUGGACAGAGAGAA